AUGGAUGCCAGCGAGGCUCCUGGUGCUUUGGCAAAAAUGAUAGAGGAGUGCGAGGUCCUGCGCCGGCGGGUGCUGGAAAAACCGGAGCAAGUUCUCACGAGGUGGGUCAACGAGCGGGCGGUGGGAGUCCCAUCGGUGGCGGCAAUGCGGCUUAACCACUGUGCUCUAGAGGAUCGUUGCUUGGAUGAGUUCUACAACAUCCUCAAGAUUGCAUGGGUUAUUCCGGAAGGUGGCUUGGGCGAGAGUGAGUUGCUGGCCAUCGAGGAUGGACUUGUGGAGGUUCCGGACGACGAUGACGCUGAGGGGCCGGAGCCUGCCGAUGAUCAUCUUGGUAUGGAGGAGGGUGAGGAAGAGGCUGUGGAGGCGGAUGAUCCGAUGGUUGAGCCGUCGGAUCCUUAUCUCGAGAAGGCAAGGGCGUUGUUGCCCAAAUCGCCGCAGCUGGAAAUUCAUGAAGAUGCUCAGGUAGUGAAGGCAAGCUCCGCUGAGAGCUUGGAGGCGACAACGCCGCCGAAAGCUCCGACGACGCCCCCGAAAGCUCCGAGCACGCCCCCGAAACCUCUCUCGAUGGCAGCAACAGCUCCGACGGCAUCUGCAGACCCUGUUCCUGCUCUGACUCGUCGGCAGCAUGUGUGCACACCCAAGAAGCUUUUCCAAGAGGAGCCCAGCCCAAACUCGGAUGUGGCUGCAGCUCGAGAGAUUAUGCGGCAGCGGUUGAGGCAGAUUCUGGAGUAUUAG
This is a messenger RNA of Symbiodinium necroappetens, 735 nucleotides long. The record is from the annotation of a GenBank genome assembly. NCBI's taxonomy places the organism in Eukaryota, Dinophyceae, Suessiales, Symbiodiniaceae.